Nilaparvata lugens (brown planthopper) is the source of this 943-nucleotide messenger RNA. Its product is annotated as enhancer of mRNA-decapping protein 3-like. Gene Ontology annotation, biological process: P-body assembly; deadenylation-independent decapping of nuclear-transcribed mRNA. The transcript has 4 exons. The record is from RefSeq and is a predicted model, not a curated record. Gene Ontology annotation, cellular component: P-body. Gene Ontology annotation, molecular function: mRNA binding. Lineage: Eukaryota; Metazoa; Arthropoda; Insecta; Hemiptera; Delphacidae. Bases 196 to 843 code for a protein of 215 amino acids.
AGCAUCAUCACUUCAUCAAUGAAAUAGAAAUUGACCUGUAUUAAUAUUGUUUCUCACUUUUGACUUAAAGCACAUUAUCGUGCAAAUGAGAACACAAACCUUUAGCAUACUUUGUAAUUUGUGUGGAUUUUGGAAGUGUUAAUCGAGUUUAGUGAAUUUUAUUAACGCAUUGUAGUCGUAGUAAAACUUAUCAAAAUGGAACAGCAGUGGAUUGGAUGUACAGUUUCAGUGGAUUGUGGACCUUUACAUGGGACUUAUCAAGGCGAAGUUAAUAAAAUAAACAAGGAACAGCAAAUCUUAAUUUUAAAGAAAGCAUUUCUUAACGGUGCUCCUCAUCCUGACGGCAAUGUUACCAUAAUGUGGGAGAUGAUUAAAAACUUAUCAAUUCUAAAAACUGCGGAAGAAAACAAAGAAACUAAACCAGCGACUAGCAGAGUACAAGUGAGAAAGCCUGUAGCGAAGAGGAUGGACAGAUCGGUGAGUGAAAAUAUUGUUGCUUCAAGAUCGAUGCCUAAAAAUUGCGUCAUGAACCGGAUGACAAUGCCACAGUCCUCUUCUUCACACAAUUUGGGGGAAUUGGCCACCAAAGCGACGGUCCCAACUGAUUUUUCAGCCUCACAAAACUCGUAUCAAGCCGGUACAACACCAAAUAAAAAGGACCGACCUCGACAAAAUAGUAGAUGGGUUGAUAAGAACGAAGCGUGUUUUGGCGAGCCCGUAGAUAAUAUAAUGCACAAAGAAUUCGAUUUCGAGAAAAAUUUGGCUCUAUUCAACAAAAAGGCAGUGUAUGACGAAAUAAAUGCGCAAAAGCCAGACUUGGUAAGCAAACUGACAAGCCAGUGAAUUAUAGGCAUAAAAAAACGAGAAGUACUUGAAGUCAAAUCCCAUGACUGAUGGAUAAAUUUCUGUUCCUCUGCAUGUGGCCAAAAAAGAGAUGUAACUG